AUGGUUGCGGCAAUUGCCCUCGUCCUGGCUGUGCUGGCCGUCCAGCACGGGCUGAAGCACGAUCAGCAGAUAGAUGCGGCCGCGGCCGAGAGGAUGCAGCAGCGUGAGGAGUAUCUGCAUGAGGAGAUGACUCGGCUGCUGCAGGAGAUUGAGCGGAGCAGGGCCGCGGAGGAAGCCACGCUCCUUUCUGUGCUGCAGCAGUGGCCGUUAUGGACUGUUCCAGGAGCCCUGCUCCUGCUCGCUAGCGCCUGCUGGGUGGCCAGGGAAAUGAAGCUUGCCUCUGGCAGCUUCAGCGAGGAGGAGGACGACGAGGAGGAGGAGGAGGAGGAAGACCUCAGUGGUGCACACAAUGGUGUCGGCUCUUUGGCUGUGUCCACCCAACUGCCAAUACGGGGCCUGCCGGGCACGUGCAAGGUACUGAAGGAGCUGGUGGGUGACCUCCUUGAUGUCUGCCGAGUGUUUUGCCAGGGGACUUCCAUGCCGCAGAUGCACCCAGCCAUGGGGAUGAACGGCACCUAUGAAGCCUGGAGUGUCCAGGAGGACAGCAUCGGCUACCGCCUGGUCGUGUUCCUGCGGCCACCCCCUGGGCACUCUUUCAGCCUGAAGCUGGACACCACGGGGCAGCUGCCAGCAAGGCGCUCCAGCAUCCACGUGGUGCUGGAGUGCAUGUGCUCGAGGAAGCAGCUGCUGGGGGAUAUUCUGUGCUCUCUCCACCACCCCGACGACAAGCUGCCGACGGAUCAGAGCUCGUACUUCCUACGCACCCUCUGCACACGCUCCUACUUAGACGUGGAGAAAGUCGCCGGCUGGGUCCAACUGUUGGUGAGAUCAGCCUGGCCGCUUUUGCCUCAGUCGCACCACUGCCAGCUAACGGUGCUGCCCUCCUCCCAGUCCUGCAGGUUCCAGCUGACAAGCACCUCCGAGAUGAACAUCUGCGCUGAGAUGAUUUUUGCAGUGCAGCAAGGCAGCUCAGACGCCUACCUGAGCCUUGAGCAGGCAGAGGCCAGCCUCGCCAGCAGCGCACCAUGA
Messenger RNA from Gavia stellata (red-throated loon), 1029 nucleotides. RefSeq names its product inositol 1,4,5-trisphosphate receptor-interacting protein-like 1. Gene Ontology annotation, cellular component: membrane. The transcript has a single exon. The record is from RefSeq and is a predicted model, not a curated record. Bases 1 to 1029 code for a protein of 342 amino acids. Lineage: Eukaryota; Metazoa; Chordata; Aves; Gaviiformes; Gaviidae.